GAGCAGCUGAGCAGUGACUCUACCCAGUGUCAGCUUUCCAUCUCUCUCUCUGAAAACACUUUAUUUUCUCAGAAUUUCAGGAGAUUACAAAAUCCUCUGUAUCACCUUCUGAGAGAUUUACUGUUUACUUUUUUAUCUUCACACACACACACACAUACACACACACACACACACACUCACUUGCUCACUUGCUCAUUCACUCACUGCUUCCUGCCCUGCAAAACUGGAUACCACUGAAGAAUUUUCUGAAGAGGCUUAUCCAUGACUGGAGAGAUGGUGAAUUACUGCAAGCAAAUUGUUCUUCUCUCUGGAUUAGAAUAUAUGAAUGACUAUAACUUUAGAGCACUUAAGUCCUUACUGAACCAUGACCUAAAACUGACUAAGAACAUGCAAGAUGAUUAUGACAGAAUUAACAUUGCUGACUUAAUGGAAGAAAAGUUCCCAGAGGAUGCUGGAUUGAGCAAACUGAUAGAAGUAUGUGAAGACAUUCCAGAACUUGCAGCUCGUGUUGAUAUACUUAGAAAAGAGAUGGAGAAAGUUAAAAAUAAAACCAAAAUAAAAUCAGAAUCCAGCCCUCCUCCACUUACCUCCAGCCUGAUGGAAGCUUGGGAAGUAGAACCAGCUAUGGUGACAGCUUCAUCAGAGGAAAGCAAAGAUACUAUCCCUGAAUCACCUGAUACCAUGACAACACCGUUUUUGAAGGAAAAGCCUAAGAUUCCAUUACUUUCAGCAACCAGCACAAGCCAGGCUGAGGGUGAACCCCUGACUCCUCAGAGAUUUCCAACAACAGCCUCCAGCAGUCUCCAGACACCCCUGGAGCCUACAGAAAUAUCGUCCACCAUAUUGGUAACAUCUCAGGGUUCUUCAGCACCAUAUUCCACCUGUGACAAAUCUUCUCGGGUGCCUCCAGUGACAGCCUCCAGCAGCAUCCAGACCAUCCAGACAUGUCUGGCAACCUCAACACUUCCUUGUAGUCACCAAGCUACUCUGAAGUCUCCAAAAACAGAGCCCAGCAGUGUCCAGGCCACUCAGAUGACUCAAGCAAUAAAGGCAAGUGGUCAUAAUUGUCCUCAGGUGCCUACAGCAGCAGUAUCCAGCAGUUUCAUUAAACCUCAGGUGACCUCAGCAAGGUUACUCAGUGGUGUUCAAACUCCUUUGAUGCCUCAAGCAACAGUGCCCAGCCGUGCCCAGACCUUUCGACUAACCCCAGCAAAAAUGACCAGUGGUUGUAAUAGUCCUCAGAUGUCUGCAGCAACAGUAUACAGCAGUUAUAGUAACCCUCAUGUGACUCCAGUGCCCAGCAGUGUCCAGAUCUUGCAAAUGAACCUAGCAGCAAUGACCAUUGGUUGUAAUAGUCCUCAUGUAUCUGCAGCAACAGUAUCCAGCCAUUACAAUAACCCUUGGGUGACUCCAGCAACAUUUCCUGGAAGUGCCCAGACCUUGCAACUCUACCCAGCAGCCAUGGCCCACGGCUGUAAUAGUCCUCAGGUGUCUGCAGCAACAAUAUCCAGCAGUUACAAUAAUACCCCUCAGGUGUCUUCUGUAACAGUGCCCAGGAGUUUUCCUGCCAUGUCUCUGUCUCCAGCAACACCACUCAAGGCAAGGAUAGGAUCUCAUCUGGGUGCUACAGACCAGCUGGUAAAGGAUCACCAGUUUGAGGACAAUGAGUAAGUUUUAACAUGGGGCAGUCUGAGUCCAAACGGAAACAGUUAUUUCUAUCAGUCUUUAAGCACAUGUUGUCCAAUCGGGGCCUAAAGGUCUUGGAUAAAUCCUUACAAGAAUUGUAUGAUUUUGUGCAAAAAAAAUCAGCCCCUGGUUUCUGGAGGAGAGAAGCUUGAUAUUGGAGAAUUGGAAGCAAGUAGGUAAAGUUAUGAGGAGGUUUCAUGAAGAGAAUUUAUCUAAGGAAGUCCCCAAUAAUGCCUUUACUCCAUGGCAACAAAUGAGGGAUUUAUUGACUGAGAAAACGGACUUUGAAUUUCUUGCAGAGGAAGCUCCUUCAGAGCCCUUUGAUGAUCAGAAAGCGAGACCGUCUGCUUGUGAAAAGAAAUGGUGUAAUACAGGCAAAAAAGAGGAAAGGUCAGAGAAAAGUGGGACAGAGACAAGUGAUGGUGAAGUUGAUGAGGAGUGAGAUUUAACUGAGGAAUUGGCAAAGUAUGAGCUAGAUGGAGAAAGGGAUCAUUUUCAUGGACCCGAGGCAGCAGUAAGGAGAAGCCUUUAAUCGUGGCACCAACACCAAAACCGCCGACUUUUGCUUCCCCUUGGUUUUGAUGCUGCUGUGGCAGAAGCAAAAAGACAAGGAGAUUUUAUUCACUUGCCCAGUAAUUUACAUAGAAGGUGAUGAGCCACUUUUAAACAACAACAACAACAACAACAACACUUAAGAGCUACAGUCAGUGGUAAAGAUAUUGGGCCCUGCUGCACCUUUUACCUUACAGGUUUUGGAAUGUAGUAGUGAGCCAGUGGCUUACUCCACACGACUGGCAUCAGACAGCCAAGGCUACUCUCACUUCCUGCGAUUACAUUCUCUAUAGAACAGAGUAUGAAGAGAAGGCCAGAAAAACAGUGAAGGAAAACUUGUCAAAACAUGGACCUAAGCCCAUGGUGUCCAUGCUUCUUGGCAAAAGGACUUUGCUAGACCAGCAGCACAACUAAAAAUUCCAAAGGCAGUGCUGGAAAGAAUAAUCAGAUAACUGUCCCUAGCUUGUGGAGUUUACCCCCACCUGGGGCUAUGCCCACAAUCCUUUCAGAAAUCAGGCAAAAGCACGAGUCAUAAGAGAGUUUUGUGGCUAAAUGGGAAGAGACAGUUUCUAGAAUGUUUCCUCUCUCGGAAGGGACUUACAUAUUAAUAAAACAAUUGGCUUGGGAAAACGCGAGCACCUUGUCCCAAGACCUGAUCAGACCAAUCCAUAAAACAGGACCCUUACAGGAUUAUUUUAAAGCAUGUGUAGAUGCCUCACGAGCUGUAGUCCAAGGUAUAGCUUAUGCUGCAGCAAUGAAGGGACAGAAAUUCAGUGCCUAUACCAGAAAUACUUAUGGGAAUGGAAAAGCAUUCCCAAGGGAAUGAAGCUACAUGUUUCAGCUGUGGAAAAUCGAGACACCUGAGAAAGGAUUGUAAAAAUCCCUCGGGAAACAAGAAGGGCAUUCCUCCAGGUCCCUGCCUGUGGAGAGCCGUGCUGUGAGCAAUCGCCAUUAUAAGAUGGCGCUGGCUCCCGCUGUGCCUAACUAGUAAAUAAGCCUUGUACGCAGCUGUGAGAGUGAACUCACGCCUAGGCACUGCCCAUUUCGGGGUGUAGUAAUGAGGUGAUGGGCGAGCAACUAAUCAGGAGCUGACAUGCCACAUCAGGUGCUGAAACGCCACACUGAGGGCUAUAUAAGCAGCACCAUUUUACCGGGGUCUGGGUCUUCCCUUUUUAAGAAGCAAUAAAGCUUGCUGCAGAAUAA
This is a messenger RNA of Mus musculus (house mouse), 3441 nucleotides long. It is a transcript of the gene Ifi213, whose product is annotated as interferon activated gene 213. Lineage: Eukaryota; Metazoa; Chordata; Mammalia; Rodentia; Muridae. Gene Ontology annotation, biological process: activation of innate immune response; cellular response to interferon-beta. Bases 262 to 1671 code for a protein of 469 amino acids. The record is from RefSeq and is marked validated. The transcript has 5 exons.